Leptomonas pyrrhocoris is the source of this 3644-nucleotide messenger RNA. RefSeq lists its product as hypothetical. The record is from RefSeq and is a predicted model, not a curated record. Lineage: Eukaryota; Euglenozoa; Kinetoplastea; Trypanosomatida; Trypanosomatidae. The transcript has a single exon. Bases 150 to 3644 code for a protein of 1164 amino acids. Gene Ontology annotation, molecular function: nucleic acid binding; zinc ion binding.
AGUAUGUAGGCUUUCUCAGUAUUCUGUUUACACCUUUCAAGUCCGCCUUUUUCUCUCUUUCUGUUUGGGUGGAUGCGCGUUUAGGGCGUAGGUCCAAGUCAGCAAUCUUUUCCCGCGCACAGAAGGACGAAGCAUCCCCGCAGUGUCUUAUGUCAUCUCGCAUUGCGCUCCCCCUGCGCUUUGUGCGGUGUGAUUUGGGCACCGCAGGCCCUUCCGCAAUCUCCACCUCGUCCCGCACUCAGGUGCUCACACCGUACAAACCGUGCGGACUUCCGUGCUACGCAGCUUCGCAGGUGAGCGCCGUGGCGAGCGUUGAGGCUGAUCGUGGUGCCUCCUCCAGCAGCAACAGCGGGGCAGAUGGCCGCCGACUCUUUGCUGUUCACACGCGCCUCUCUGCGGCCACCAGCGCCGCGUCAUUUGAAGCAAGCGCGCAGCCCCGACCGGAGGACCCGAGCGACUCGCUGCUGUCGCGUGUGAUCGACUCGUCGUUGCCGGGGUGCCGUCCGUACGUUGCCUUGCCGGUGCUCUCCUCGUUGCUCCGUCGUGGUGGGAUCAGUGGCCGCACCGCUAUUCCCGCUGCCCUCUUAAACCAAUGGACUAGCCGGCACAAAGGACUUGUCCUCGUCACCCACACUCCGAGCGAGGCGUUGUUUCUCCGAAACGCGGCGCAGCUGGAUUUGGUGCAACAGACCUUUCGGGUGGUGUGCCGCCUGCCAGCCGGCGUUGCCUCCGCCGCGCGCCACUAUCUACACGCUCGUCAAAGGCAGUCGAAUGAUCUGGGAGCGGGCACUGCCGGGGCGGCGGCGGCUGUGCUAAAUCCAUACCUCCGGGCGCACACGGAGCGGCAGCGCGAGGCCUUGAGUGUGGCAGAUCUCACGUACGGUAUUCCCUUGACGCAGGUCGCAGCAACAGCAGCAGCGGCGGUAACACAACGGGGUGCGACGACGGACUUUGCAAGCGUGGGGCGGCUCCCGGCCGGUGUCCGUCCGCAUCCUCUCGUGAGCGGCGGCUUCUUCGAUGUCGCGCGUGGGCUGCUGCGCGUUCAGGGCACGAUAAAGUGCGUGCUGCGCGUACAGACACCGCUGCACGCUGCCUCCCAACACAAGAUCGAACAGUUCGCUCGACUGCAGAGCCUCUUUACUGCCCCGGCUCGGCAGAAGGAAGGAGGUGCGACACAACCCACCUUCACAACAGCAGUACAUGACGAAUUAAAAGUAGCGAGCAUACCUUCGCACCCGUGGUUGAGGCCGGAGUGGCAGAUCGGUGUUUCCCUGGACGCACCUAACAUGCAAUCCGCGGCCUUUGCCAAUGUGAGUGACGAUGACGACCAUCCACAUCGUUCGUUGCCGGCUCCGCGCGGCAAGUCCCUCGCCUUCGAUUUUCGUCUCGUUUCUCUCUCCACUGCGAGGAAGGGCGACACGGCGCUGUACGAAGUGCACACCCGCGGUGACGUGACGGCAGACGAGGUAGCGGCGGUCUUUCAGGCGGAGGGCCUCUCCGUCUUAAACGAUUACGUGCAGGACGUGUCCCUAGCAAACGUCGUGGCGGAGGUGGCGCAGCGCAUGCGUGCAGCCCCACCCGGCCUACUGGCGUCGUUGCCGAUGGGCGUGCAGCAUUACCUGCGCUCCGCCUCGGCAGAGGAGCUUGUCGCGCUGCCGCUGACGCUGGUGCCGCUGGAGGAUGCAGACCGGCUCUGCAUCCAACAGGCGUUGAAAAGCAGGCGCAGCUCCAAUGCUGCUGCCUCUUCGGCGCUGUUGCCAGGGCAGCCUCUGCCGCACCUCGCGGAGUCGGAUGACCUGGAGCGCAUGCAGCACUACGUUCAGUCCCUCUCGGGCGGGAUCGAUACCCGUCAUCCGCUGCAACGCCUGCUGUGGCACGCCAUCGGCACCUUCCACCUGUCCAACGCGGAGGAAAGGAACGCCUACGCGCGCGUGCUCAGCCUGACCCUCGGCAGCGGCAUCGAGUGUACGAGCCUCACCUUCCCGGACCCCUCCCUCCCUGCCACAGUGAAGGCGAUGCAGCACAUAUGGCUCACGUAUGAGCAGCAGCGUCAGCGCCAUGCGUCGCCAGCUGCGGCGGCGCGUGCCACUCGUCAGCACCCGCUAGCGGCAGAACUGCACUAUGUGCGACGCAACGUGUUGGAUGACGCGACGGGUCUGACGCGAGUGCCGCUGUUGGAGGACAUGGCGCAGGCGGGUGGGCGCGCUGCUCGAGGGGAGUGCAGCUUCUCGCACGCGGCGGCGCUUGCCGUCCCACUGAACACGGUGAAGGAGUCGACACGUCUUGCUAAACACGGUGGGGCUGCUGCUGCCGCUGCUGGGGGUCUCCCUGUUGUGUCGAAGGACGUCCCGCGCAGCACGGCAGCGUGGAGGCAGACGGAGGUGCCGCCCAGCUACACGGAGGCCUACAACGGCUGGGCAGCGGCAUCCUUGGAGAUGUUGGACAGUGAGGAACGUAUCAGCAUGGCAGAAGCGGCGGCGCCGUCGCCGUGGUGGCCCUCGCCAGCGGCGCUAAUGGAACGCGCUCCGCAGCGGCGGUCUGGCGCCCGUCCUGAACGUCACGACCAUGCAGGUGCACCGUCCUCAGCGGCUCAUCCACAUUCAGAGAGGUCUGCGGAACAAAGCGGUGCUGCGCCGACGGUGCGUGUCUUCUUGCGCGUGGAGGAGCUCGCAGAGCUGUCGUGUGCGCACUGCGGAGCGCAGGGCCACACGUGGCAGCAUUGUGCGACACGUAGCUCGGAUGCGGUGGCGGCCUUGGAAGGGGGCGCAACGCUCAUUCGCAGCAGCAGCAGCAACGGCGUAGUGCCUUCCUUAACAGCGAAUACCGGUGCACCUCCCUCGAUGACUGCCACGUCGGGGUCUUUCCUUACCUCCGUGAUGGAAGACGAGAGCCUCACCAUGGUGGAGGACGCAGCGACGGUGCUGGCAGAUCAGGCGAAGGCCCUGACCGACUUGCGCGCGCAGCGUUCACGUGCCCUGGCCGGCGACACCUCGCCCUCGGCUGCGGUGGUGCUGGUGCCAAAUAUGGCUGCCACACAACACUUCAAGGCGGCGCACGUGCUACGCAGAGAGGCCCGCAAACCCGCGGUGCAUCGUCGCACGAUGCGGUGUGUGUACUGCGGCGGUCACCACCACGUCACGGCGUGCCCGAAGCUACAAGCACAGGAUGGCGAAGCCGCUAUCGAGCAGGCGGCGAGUGCGCAUCGGUCAUCCGCAACUACCACGACGACGACGUCAGCGCUGCCGCCGCUGUUCUGCAUUAAGUGCGGGUCAAAAGGUCAUGUGUAUUUGGACUGCCCGCGGGUGCCAAGGGAUUUGCAUCCGGCGACGCACUGCCCCAUCUGCCUACAGCCGCGCAGGAAUGGGUCGCAUGACCCACUGCACUGCCCUCAGCGGGUCCCGGUGCCCGCAGGGUACGCGCUGUCUGGCGUUCCACACAGCGGGCCGUCAUCGGCGUCUUUGCUGUCUGGGUUUGCCCGAAGCGCACACCCGCAGCGCGGAAGUCACCGCGACGAGAAUGGAGAAGGACGUAGCUCUUUCAACGCAGGUGCGACGAGCGACGCUGCCCGCAGCCCUCGCCGCCACCGUCGUGGAUCGGUGCUGAUCGCGGACACCUUCGUCGACGCGCCGUCGCGUAGGAGGUGA